Gongylonema pulchrum is the source of this 450-nucleotide messenger RNA. NCBI's taxonomy places the organism in Eukaryota, Metazoa, Nematoda, Chromadorea, Rhabditida, Gongylonematidae. The record is from the annotation of a GenBank genome assembly.
AUGCUUCAUGCGAUGGAACGUUUCCAUAUUUUUACCUUAUGUGUCGAUACAAGCUGCUGUCGAGAUUCUCGAAUCCGACCGCCGCAAUCAGCCGCACUCGAGUUAUUUUGCGUACUGUACAGACUUCUCAAAGAGGCGCUUUUAGUAUUGCGCAACAGGCCUGAAUCUGUUUGUCUUGCAGACUCGGCGAUGAAUAGGAGAAGCGACGAAUCCGGCGUGGGUCAGUUCUCGAAACCGGACUUCAACAGUACGGCACUGGAUGAGCGGCAGUAUUUGGAGGAUCGAGCCGUCGAAGCGCUGCAUCAGCACGCCUUGAAUCUUUCCCCGAUACCGAAGCGCGGCGCCCGAUUACUGGAUAUUUCGUACAAUCAACAGCAUCAACAGCAGCAGCAGCUCCACACUUCGAAAAAAUGCAAUCGGUUGGACAACUCACAGGUUACUUCAUCGUAA